Messenger RNA from Linum tenue, 477 nucleotides. The record is from the annotation of a GenBank genome assembly. Lineage: Eukaryota; Viridiplantae; Streptophyta; Magnoliopsida; Malpighiales; Linaceae.
CUGGUGGGAGCGGCGGAGACCCAGAAUCUACGACCGGUGGCCACUACCAGCGCUGUCGACCACGGAACCCAGAGUGGUGCUGGAGUAUAUGAUCGAGCAACAAAUCGACGACCGCCAUCCCUGCAAUUCCUCAACAACCCUCGAAAAGAGCUCCAUAAAAUCGCACCUGACGGCCUUAAACUACCUCAGGAGGAAAGCCUCCCUGGAAACGCUUGCGGUCUCCUCGAGCUAAGGCAGAUCUUCGAUCGGGGGAAGCCACUAGUUAGCUUACAGCAGUAUUCAGGGUAUGUUACUGUUAAUGAAACCCAACAGAGGAAGCUCUUCUACUACUUUGUUGAAGCUGAGACAAACUCUACUUCCAAGCUUCUUGUUUUGUGGCUAAAUGAUGGGCCAGGGUGUUCCUCUAUUGGAAGUUUAGAACUCGAGCUUUCACUGAGCAUGGCCCUUUCAAGACAAAUGGUUCAAGAGCUCUCCUAA